Messenger RNA from Mustela erminea (ermine), 4771 nucleotides. RefSeq lists its product as uncharacterized. The transcript is spliced from 2 exons. Bases 1940 to 2851 code for a protein of 303 amino acids. NCBI's taxonomy places the organism in Eukaryota, Metazoa, Chordata, Mammalia, Carnivora, Mustelidae. The record is from RefSeq and is a predicted model, not a curated record.
CUGUCAACUGCUGGCUUGGAGGUGUGUGGGUAGCAGCUCCCUCUGGGCCCCAGCAUGGCGCAGAGGGCCGGUUAAACCUUCCCCCGAACUAGGUCGCCUUGUCAGGAACAGUCACGGCCCCACAAGCAGCCAGACCUCAUGCGGAGCCGACCCAGCUCUGGGAAGCAUCUUGGACACAUGGCUCUUCUUCUCUGAAUAGCAUUUCCUCUCCAGGAGGGAUGCGUCAUCCCAGGAAAGAUGGCCAGGGCCUGGCACACCGGCACUCAAGACACGUCUGUUAUCACUGUCACGCCCGAGGCCUGGGAGGCCGCUGCUGCUUCCUGCGCUCCUCUGAGCAAGUUGCUGGACUCCAGGAUGCCCCUGGGCCCACAGGGAGGUCAGUGUUGGGGGGAACCUGAGGAUGCUGUUCCUGCUGGCUUUCCACCCUGGCGCGGAAUCCAGCAUCUCAAACUACCAUCCUCCUGCACCGUCGUCUCCCUGUGGAAAUGCGCAGCUUCUGGGGACAGGCAGAAGGAAGACAAAGCCAUGGGACAUGCUGGUCCCAAGUUCCGGAUCCUGUCUCCAGACAUACAAGCCUCCGUGUGGAAAAGGAGGUGCCUGCGCAGUGCACGGCCUCGGACACUGGGACAAUGGUGAGUGGCUGUCCAAGUGUCCGUGCAGGGUGGCUGACAUAUCGGUCCCGGCCCAGGACAGACCCGCCUGGGCAGAGGUGCUGAGACCAGGGCCUUCUCCAAUGGGGGAAGACGGGGGCGGGGCCCUGCAGGGGUUCCUGGGGAGGCUGAGGCAACAGGGUGUCCCGGCCCGGCAGGCAGGCGCGGGAGGGCGGGACCUGUGGGACACCUUGUCAGGUGCUCGGUGAGGGGGUUACAGGGGACAGAACAUGGCGAGUUUUGUUCUGUUUCUGCUGGGGUGGAAACGACCCAGCGGUGUCCCUGGGAGGUAAAAAGGGCACGUUUUGAUCUCAGUUUUGUGUUAUAAAAUGCAAAAGAACUGAGACCCUGGGGAUAGUGUUCCAACGCACCCUGGGAAUACGCAGUCGGUGUGGGACGGUGUUCUCAAUGAACACCUAGCUCCUCAUCCUGAAUGCACGAAGGGUACUUUCUUUCCGGGGCACGGGACCAGGUUCGUACAGAAUGCCGUGAAGAUUCGUUUGAUGACUGCAGGAGAUUGAGGGAGGCACUGUUUUUAGUUUGAAAUGUCAUCGGUCACGUUGGAUCCUUUGGGGCUCAUCCUGCAAAUAAAUUUUGGAUCUUGAAACUGGUGGUGUGUGUAUUCCUAAGGGAAGAGAAACGGGCCUUUGCAAGGAAGCCAGGGCACCGUGUCUCAGGCUUGUGCACGUCUGUCUGGAGCCUGCUGUUUGGAGAGUGCUGGCUGUGUCGUGCUGUGACAGAGCGGUCACAGAUCCCGCCUUACGUCACACCCCACACCGGGAUCCCGUUCUGUGCACGAAUGGUAUCCAGGUGCAGGGGACCAGGAGGAAAGGGCACCGGAGAUCCAGGGGAGGGAUCCGGUCCGGCCAUUCAGAGCGCUGUGACAGUGAUGGGCCCAGGUGGCGGGGUAGGAGACGUCUGAUGGAGUUUCAGGAGGCUUUUCUUCAUGGACGCAUGGCCAGGACAAAGCUUGAGUGGACACAGCUCGGCUCGGCCUGGCCACCAUGUUGUCCUUCAGGCAUGUGGCUCGGGGCUGGGUGGGGACCACGGACAAGCCCUGAGCGUGUCCUCCAGCCAGGGGAGCUGGGCUGGUCAGCGCACCUCACCGGCAUGGAGGGGCAGCCUCUGUCCUCCGGCCCGGCUCGGCGGCUGCUCCACGUACAGCUCCGGAUGGAGAAGAAAUCCCGGACGUGGAGACACUCCUCGGUUUUCAUGUCACCGCCCUGAGGCAGGUAAGGUGCUCAGGGGCAGGGACAUGGGCUCCAGCCCCCCAUGUGCGAUGGGGGGAAAUGGAACCACCCAACGGGCUCGAGGCUGGUUCUGGGGGACGGGUGUGCCCUGCAGGGCUGCUGUCCCCCUGGACUUCCAUCCACCUGCCUGUGCUCCGUCGUCCCCCGUCACCCGGAUAUGCCGCCUCCCCACCGCGGGGUCUCUCUGAUCAAGAGUCUCCUUCUGCCCGGCCUGCCCGGCCUGCCCACGGCAGCGCCCCGUCUCCUCUCCCUCGGUGGGUGCGGGAGACAACGGGCCCCCUCCGUGCUCCCUGUGCGCCCCCUCCCCAGGAGAGGACCCGCUCGGCUCUUACUCAGGCUCCUGGCAUCCAGUGGGAGCCUUGGGGCUGCCCCACCCCUUUCUCCCAACACACUGUCCCUUGGGGGCCGGUGGGGGACGUGGCGGUCAAAUACAUGCUGAGAGUUCACAGCUCGGCAGCCAGCGCGUCUGUCUUGUCUCGCGCGGCAGGAAGAUGCUUUUCUCAGACAGCGUGCUGCCCUGCGCGUGGGUCCGGGGAUGGCUGCAGCCGCUGUAAAUUUGAACGUAUAGGCAGGGCCCCGUGGGCACCCCUCUUCCUCAGUCUCCCCCUCCGAGGUAGGUCGGCACCUGCCAGAGGGGUGCCUCCGACCCCAGCUCAUCCACGCGGGAUUGAGCGCGCAGACACACCGGAGCAGGAGCCUGGGGCCUGGUCACGCCAACACCUGAGUGGGGACGCUUGUUUCCAGGUCCUUCCUGGAAGGACCUCAUCGGGGCUCCAGGUGCAGGCAGAAGGGAAGAGUCUGGGGCCGCCGGGAAGGGCCCCCCCAUCCAGGACCACACACAAAAGGAAUGUGGGCACGUGUCUGCUGGUGCCAACGAGGCGGACGUCUCCCAGUGCUGCCUCUGAAGGACGAGACCGUGCGACCUCCGGCCUGCAGGUGUUCAAGCUCUAGGAGGAUCAGAGAUGGCUUCUUUCUGGCAAAGUCAGGACGUUUGAGGGCAGAGGUUCUCAGCCAGGGGCAGCCCUGUGCCCUGGAGACCAUUGGCAAGGUCUGGAGAUGUGUUAGGUCAUCACAGCUGGUAGGAGGCCCCCCACACGGCCAAGUGUCCUACAGGGCACGGGCGGCCCCUGCGGCAUCACUUGGCCUCAACUGUCCACGGUGCUGAGAUUAAGACACUCUGCCCUGAGCAGCUGCCUGGAUGGCUGGUUCUCCUCAGAGGCUGGUGAAUUUCCAUGGGGUCAGGCGUCCAGCCCAAGGUCCCUGGGGGACAGAACAAGAGCUCUAGGUGCAGUCCCAAGGGUCUGAGGGUCAGCCUACUAUCUCCCUGGCAGCUCCCAGCAUCCUCGGAGACAGGACCCCAGACCUCCAGAGGUGAGAGCUCCAGGCACACUAGGAUGUGGACCUGCACAAGGCGGCCGGGCAGGAGGGAGAUGCCUGGGUGUGUCCCGCUUGGGCUGCUUAUCUGCUGGACGACAGAACCUCUGUGCUCAGUGACCAGACAGUGUUGGCUCUUGGGAUUACUGCAGGUCAGUGACCCAGGCGGGGCUUGGUGGGGGAGGGGGGCUUCCAGGACGCUGAUGGGGGAGGCUGCAUGCUCAGCUGGGCUACGGUCUGGCUCAGAGGGCUCCCCAACUCCUCCUGGCCUCAGCUCCCGCCGGAGGGUCCCCUGAGAUGGGACAAGAACGCAGCCACUGCCUGUUGCUGGAGCCUGGAGGCCGAUCACGCCUGUCUCACUGGCCACACUGCACGGGCUGAAGGAGACCCAGAGCCCCGUGAUCUGGGGUUGGGGAAUGCAGGGCCCAGCCUUCUCCAGGGCGCCGGUCAAAGGCGGCUCAGGUGCCUUUAACCCUCCUAGUCCGGCUUCCCCCCGCAGGCAGUGAGGAGCACGCCAGAGGGAGGGCACAUGGGGACUGAGCCUCAGGAGCUCCUGCCCUCGUCUGGGACAGACACGUUCUGAAGGAAGUAGCGCCAGGACCGUGGGCAGCAGAGUUCGAAGAGUGCUGACCCUGGGUCCCCUCCGAGGAGGAGCGUGUGGCCCUCGGGCUGCUCCCUCAUGCGGCCCGGUGACUCCCGUCCCUGCUCUGGGGCUCCUCCGCCUCCUUGUGCCCGCCUUGGGGACCCCCCACCCACGAGCUGCGCUCCUUAUGGACCCCCUUGGGCGUGGACCCGUCCUGUCAUCUCAAUCGCUACCACGUGUGCCAGCACGUCCCCGAGAGCCUGGACGUCCCAGGCAGAGAGCGGCCCAGGCACUCGAGGACGCAGGCCGAGCCGGCUGAGGCUUCCCGAGUUACCCACACUCAGGAGGGGCUGGGCUGCGCGGGGACGGCGGCGGGAACCCGGCCCCCCUCGCCACGGCCUUGAAAACCCCGCUGUGUCCCGUGGCAUUUCCUCGCAGCCCACAGCCUGUCUGUUCUUCCUUGGGGGUCCGCGAGGCGCGGCUGGGGCUCGGCUUGGGGCUGAGUCCCCGGGCAGGUGCCCUGUUUCCUUCAGCUGUCCCGCUCCCUCCGUGGAGGUACGGCAGAGACAGCGAGUUAUUUACUUUCGGGCGACCAAGGAACUAUGGACAUGUUUGACUGUUUCUGUGGAAUAGGUGUUCUACCGAAGAGGAAAUCCGAGAACAGAGCCCUCGGGGGGUACGGGGAAGCAGAGCCGCGCCUGCCUUCCCGAACUUGCACAAUGAGGGGUGGGGGUGGGGGUGGCUUCUGCGGGACCCGCUCAGCGAGGCUCCAGGCGCCCUGGGCCCCAGCCUCCCCCGCUGGGGCCGCCCCAGAGAGCCACGAGCAACAAACAAAGCAAAGCGGAGGCGGGUGGCACUGUCCCAGCGCAGGAGGCACCUCUGAACCCCCGUUUCCCUGCAUACGGCGCCUGCCC